AUGGCGUCUAUGAAUAACAACGACGGUGAUAUGGGAUUACGGAUUGAGCUGAUUGAGCAAGCUGAUGAUAUCAUCCAAGCGUUCAAUUGUGUGUGCGAGGCAUUUGGUCGCCAGGUGGAGGACGGGAUUUGGAUUGCCAUGAAUCCAGGAUGGGAUACACAGGAGGGGAAGAGUCGUGGAGCGGCGCGCAUGGUGGAUCGUUGGCGCCGUACGACAAUAGACAGCAACGGCAACCCCAACACGAUGUUUCUGAAAGCCACACUGCCGGAGCCACAGGAGGCAGGCAGGCGAAAUAUUGUUGGCUUUGCAAUUUGGAUUCAGGCCUCUAAUCUUGAAGGACAUGGGGAUCCGCAAAUUGAGCUCCUGGAAAAUUCGUCAGACCUCAAAAGCAUAUACCCUGGGAAUCGAUCAGAACGCCGUUAUCUCUCGCAGGUCAUGUCGGCACUGCACAGUCGUCGCAGAGAAGUGGUUGCCGAAUUACAAGCAUCGUUUCCACCAUCACUGUUCGCUCUGGAUCUUUGCGCCGUGGAUCCCACGCACCAGGGAAAGGGGAUCGCCAGACAGCUAGUGCAGUGGGGUCUUGCGGAAGCUUCACGACGUGGGAAUCUGGAGUCUGUCACUGAGGCCUCUAGCAUGGGACGUCAUGUAUAUGAGAAGAUGGGUUUCAGGCCUGAAGGGGUGGACAUGGAAUAUCUUGUUGACGACGAGUUCACUUCGCGAAAACGACCGGCCAACGUAUUCAUGCGGACUCGGAGCAAUGCUCAGACAAAUUGA
This is a messenger RNA of Penicillium brevicompactum, 774 nucleotides long. RefSeq names its product GNAT family N-acetyltransferase. The record is from RefSeq and is a predicted model, not a curated record. Lineage: Eukaryota; Fungi; Ascomycota; Eurotiomycetes; Eurotiales; Aspergillaceae. The transcript has a single exon. The coding region runs from base 1 to 774 and encodes 257 amino acids. Gene Ontology annotation, molecular function: acyltransferase activity, transferring groups other than amino-acyl groups.